CAAUGCAUUUGGCCUUGUACAAAAGUCUGAGUCUGACUCUAGCUUUCAUUCCACAAACACCACAUUAUGGCAGAUUUAUCAUCAUCUUCUAGCUCAUCUUCCGACUCCUCUUUUCAAUCAUGGACCUAUGACGUUUUUCUUAGUUUUAGAGGGGAAGAUACUCGCGACACUUUUGUGCAUAAUCUCUACUCGGCUCUUGAAGAACUACAUAUAAAUACUUACAAGGACGACAGAGCAAUUCCACCAGGCGAAACCAUUGGUUCAUCACUGUGUGAAGCUAUUAGCGAAUCAAGUAUUUCUGUCAUUGUAUUCUCAGAAAACUAUGCUGAUUCUUCGUGGUGCUUGGACGAGCUUGAAUAUAUUAUGAAAUGUAAGCAUGAGAGAGGGAUCAUAGUUAUGCCAAUAUUCUAUCAUGUUGAUCCAUCAGAAGUGCGACAACAAACAGGGAAAUAUGGAGAUGCAUUAGUCAAACAUAUGUCCCGAAACAACAGCAAAAUUGAAGAAUGGAGGAAUGCACUUGUAGGUGCAAGUAAUAUUUCUGGAUGGGUAAUAAAGCACAAUGGGCAUGAAGCAAAAGGCAUCCAAGAAAUUGUUGAUGCAAUUUCAAGUAGAUUGAUUCCCACGUCAAUCUCAUAUAGCAAUGAAGACCUCAUCGGGAUAGAGACCCGUUUACAAGAUUUGAAAUCAAAGUUAGAAAUUGAGUCCGGAGGUGUUCGCAUAGUUGGAAUAUGGGGAGUUGGGGGUGGUGGUAAGACUACUCUUGCAAAUUCUGUUUAUAAAGAAAUCUCCAACAAGUUUGUUGGUUGCUGCUUCUUAGAGAAUAUUCGUGAGGAAUCAAAGCAUGGUUUGGAGAGACUUCAAGAAAAAGUUAUAUGUGCCGUUUUGAAACAAAGGCACAUAAAAGUAGAUGGAGUUGAGGAAGGAAGACAGAUGAUAAUGAAUAGGUUAUGUCAUAGAAAAGUCUUGAUUGUCCUUGAUGAUGUUGAUCACGUUGACCACCUAAAGGCUUUAGCCGGAUCGCAUAGUUGGUUUGGUGAAGGGAGUAGAAUAGUAAUCACAACCAGAGAUGAGCAUUUACUAAAUGUACACAAAGUAAAUGCAAUUCACAGUAUUAGAUUGUUGAAUAAUGAUGAAGGAAUUAAGCUCUUUCGCAAACAUGCACCUCAGAAUCACCGACGUCCUAUAAAAGAUUAUGGGUUACUUUCAAAAAAAUUGGUUUCUUAUGCUGGUGGACUCCCUUUAGCGCUCGUAGUUCUAAGUUCUUUUCUUUCUGACAAAGACACGAAUGAGUGGGUAAGUGCCUUAGCCCGGCUAAAAGAGAUCCCUGAAACCGAUAUUUUAGGAAAGUUGAAAAUAAGUUUUGAUGGGCUUAAACCAGUAGAGAGAGAGUUGUUUCUAGAUAUUGCAUGUUUUUUUAGGGGAGAAAAGAAAACUGAUGCAAUGGAGUCACUUGAUUCUUGUGGUUUUUAUCCGGUUAUAGGAGUAAAAGUGCUGAUACAAAAGGCUCUCAUUACCAUAUCAGAUGGAAAGUUUGAUAUGCAUGAUUUGAUACAAGAAAUGGGACACUACAUUGUUAGAGGAGAAAAAAUCAGUAAGAAUCCUGAAGAGCAUAGUAGAGUUUGGCAAGUGGAUGAAGUUGACAACAUAUGUUCUAUGGAUUUAACAACGGAACUUGACAAGAUUGAAGCGAUAAGAAUUAUUUCCGAUAUGUCUGACUCUGAUACAUUGCCAGACAGUAAUCAUCAUGUUGUUUCAAAGAUGAAAAAUCUUAGGUGGAUUGAUUGGAAAGGUCAUCAAGCAAAUUCCUUACCCACAAAUUUUCCACAAAGGAAGCUUUGUUGUCUAAUCAUGAGUAGCGGCCAACAAAAACAACUUUGGAAUGGCAAUAAGAAUCUACCAAAUUUGAAGAUGAUCAAACUUCAUGGAUUAACCAACCUAAUCAUGACACCAGAUUUUCGUGGACUUCCAAAUCUUGAAAGAUUUAUUGUUCAUAAUUCUCCGUGUUUAGAAGAGAUUGAUUCGUCAAUUGAACGCUCAAAAGCACUUGCUUUCUUACUUAUUACACGUUGUGAUCAUUUAAAGACGAUUCCAUCCAUUUCCGGGAUAAAGAAACUUAAGACUCUUUCGCUAUCAAAGUGUGGCAAACUUUCCAAGAGUCGGAAUGAAGUUGCAUCGUUAUCACAAUAUGUAACAAGCUUUUUAUUUCGCAGUGGCAUAAACCAUGAAGGGUUACAAUUUAUUAGCAAAAGCUUAACAAAGUUGGUUCUUAGCAGUUGCCAUUUGGGAGAUGAAGAUAUAAUUAGCUCUAAUGUAUGGGAUUUAUCCAACCUGCAAGAACUAGAUCUAUCACUAAAUGACUUUACAAGGCUAAGUUUUGACCUCUUGCAACUUCCACGGCUUAAAUGGCUUGAUGUUUCACUUUGCAACCGUCUCGUGGAGCUGUUAGAGCUCCCAUCCAGCAUCGCGGUUCUUAGAGCUGAUUAUUGUUACUCACUUGAUACUCUUGGAAAUAUUUCAAAUUGCAAAUGGUUAUGGAAAGUCUCAUUUUUUGGCAAGAAUAAACUAGACCCUGCUGUUGAUAAAUUAAUCCUGGAUUCCAUGCUACAGGGAAAUGCGGUCAAACAUCAUUUUAUGAGUCUAGCUCUUGAACACCGAGUUCUAAAGCUGUAUGAAGAGAGCGUCGUUGAUGAAAGUAAAUGUAUAUUGUGGGUUCCAGAUAAUUGGUGCAAUGACUUUUCCGGGUUCUUAAUACAUUGUGUUAUUGAGCAUCAGGAACCCAACGUUACGAUCAUUAUCGAGCAGGAAGUGGUGCAGCUAGACAAGGAAGAGGGUAAUCAUCAAAACGAGUCAUCAGUGAGUCGACAUCCUCCAACAUAUAUAGGAUAUAUUUCCUUCACUUCAUUGAGGCACACCACAUGGUGGAAUCCAGCAUUCAGUGUGAUUUCCUUUUCCUUAGGCGGUACUAAGUUUGAAGUCGAACUCGUUCCUAAGACAGGUAAAGGUAGUCAUUACGUUGAAACAACAGAAGACACGACAUCGGAUUGCUCAGAAUUUUGGGACGGGGAACGAGAAGAUAGAAAAACGUUUACGAUUCAACAUGAUUCGAAAACCUCUAUCAACCUCUUGUGGUGCCCAUGCUGAACCUCAUUGGAUUCUUAAAAAUCAUGGAUCUUUGGGUUUUAUUGGUUCCAAUUCUAAUAUCAUCAUGACUAGUAGUUUUUUAAGACGUUGUAGUUUUGCUUAAUUAAUUAGGCUUUGAUUUCUAGUUUCUAUUCUUUCCCAAUGACUAAUUACCUAUCAUUUUUAUCUAAUAAAGAUUGCUAAUAAAGAUUUUAUCUAAUAA
Messenger RNA from Erigeron canadensis, 3343 nucleotides. Its product is annotated as disease resistance protein Roq1-like. Gene Ontology annotation, molecular function: ADP binding; protein binding. The record is from RefSeq and is a predicted model, not a curated record. The transcript is spliced from 5 exons. Bases 67 to 3141 code for a protein of 1024 amino acids. NCBI's taxonomy places the organism in Eukaryota, Viridiplantae, Streptophyta, Magnoliopsida, Asterales, Asteraceae. Gene Ontology annotation, biological process: defense response; signal transduction.